AUCCGCCGUUACCCGAAGGUGACAGCUGCAAUUGAACAGACAAGAGACAGAGGGUAGGCGAAGCAAUGGUUUCUGCAUCCCGGAUUAGACUCAGCCUGACAGCGGCCCUGUCGCUGCUUUCCGCCGCAGUUGCCUCCUCAGUCACAACUAAGGGGCAAACUAUUACCCUUGAGGGCAGCACUUACUAUGUGCCGCCUACUGCUGUCACAACCCUGAAGCUUCCGUUUGGUCGCUUUAGUCGCGAAACGGAUCUCGUUCCGCUCACCGUUAUAAGAAGUGACCAGAAGCGGCUGACCACUGCGGCGAUUAAGGAUCUCGUCAAUCUCUACGAGGAGCUGGAUGAUGUUUUCAGCGCUGGGUUUCUUGAGAGUAAGUUCGUCUAGAGACAGCUUUGGAUCGGGCUAACCCGAGCAGAUAUCUAUGUCACAUACAAUGGGACACAUCGUGGACCGAGCCACGCGCUUUCUCUUCCGUCUGUCUGGAAAAACUCCUGGCUGGGCUUUGCCGCGGCGUACGGCGGGAGGAAUGCAGUACCCUCGUCAAAGGACCUUCCGCCAGGCCCGUACUUCAUGAACCCAGUUACCGGAGACGUGUUUGAAGCAUACCUCCUCUACUCGGACGUCAUGGGCUCUUUCACCGAAGGUCUCAUUUCAUCAGGUGACGGAUCGUACGCUUCUCUCUCAGCAGCCAUACAAGGUGUCACCUCCGUGACCAUCGGUGUCCCGUCCCGACUAUACUACACCAAGACAGACAAGAAGCCCCUCGCCGGUGUCCGCCUAGGCGUGAAAGACAUCUACGACAUCAAAGGUGUCAAGACCGGCUGCGGAAACCGCGCAUACUAUGACCUCUACCCAGCAGCAGACGCCACGGGCCCCGCUGUGCAAUCCCUCAUCGACGCGGGCGCGAUCAUUGUCGGGAAAAUGAAGACGAGCCAGUUCGCGAACGGCGAGACUGCAACCGCUGACUGGGUCGACUAUCACUCGCCCUACAACGCGCGUGGAGACGGGUACCAAGACCCGAGCUCGUCUUCUUCUGGUCCCGGAUCGGGUAUCGGUGCGUAUCCUUGGCUUGAUCUUGCGCUGGGAAGUGACACGGGUGGUUCAAUCCGCAACCCAUCUCAGGUGAAUGGGUGCUUUGGCAAUCGGCCCUCGUGGGAUCUUGUUCCUCUUGACGGCGUCAUGCCCAUGUCCCCUGCGCUGGAUACAGCGGGCUUUCUCACGCGCGAUGCGAAGCUCCUGCAAACCGCGUCCGAGGUCAUGUACGCGGGUGCCGGCUUGAAGUCAUAUACCAAAUACCCAAAGACCAUCAAGACAAUCGACUUCCCCGAGACCGCCUCGACCGAAGCCAACGCAAUAGUCCUCGACUUUCUCGCCAAGCUCACCUCCUUCCUCGGCGGGGCAAACAUCUCAGCCCUCGACUACGACGCCUUAUGGGAAUCCACCAAGCCGUCCACCGUAUCCGCCGACGAAACACUCAAUACCCUCUUAAACCUCACAUACCCGAUCCUCAUCACAAAGCAACAGUACCCUCUGAUCGGCGAACCACUAAUCGCAGACUACGCCGCCGCAAACGCCGGUCGACGACCAUUCAUCAACCCUGUCCCGCUCUCGCGCUGGACUUGGGGGACUGGGUACCCGGAUUCGCAGCUGGAUGCUGAACUCGAAAAGAAAGAGAUCUUUACUGCGUGGUGGAAUAGUACGGUGCAGGUUGCGGAUCCAGAGACGUGCUCGGAUAGUCUCAUUCUGUAUGUUGGGGCCGCGGCGUAUCCAAAUUAUCGGAAUACAUAUCGCAGUGUGCCCGGUAUUCCUAUGGGGUUUGGAACGUCCCGAAUCGGCAACCUCGCUGGCGUCCCUGACAUUGUGGUUCCCAUUGGCGAGGCGGCAUACAACUCAACCAUCACUCUCCAGCAAGAGUACCUCCCUGUCGCCAUAGACAUUAUUGCGCCGCACGGGUGCGACCUUAUGGUACUCAAUCUGAUCAAUGACUUGGUCGCCGAGGGCAUAGUCAAGGAGCCAGUGACGGGGUCUUCUAUGUAUGGGGAUGGGACGACGUAUUACUGAUGUUGAUGGAUAAGAGCUGGAUACAAACUGUAAAUAUAAGAUGGAGCAUUGAUGUAUAUAGAGAGUCCAAUCCUUGUUGUGGUUGUCACCUACAUCACGUUAUUGGCAUUUCCAUAAAGCUCUGGUGAUAGUUCAAGAAAGUCAUUCUUCUCGUA
Molecule: messenger RNA, 2215 nt
Organism: Aspergillus calidoustus
Lineage: Eukaryota; Fungi; Ascomycota; Eurotiomycetes; Eurotiales; Aspergillaceae
Source: the annotation of a GenBank genome assembly